AAAACAAAAAAACAGUCUGCCGGGAAAUCAACAAACCCGAAACGCUUCCGCCGCGAACCGCUGAGGGAGAGAGAGAGAGAGAGAGAGAGAGAGAGAGAGAGAGAGAGAUUCUGCGGCGCUGAUACAGAAAGAAGAAAGGAGGAAAAAGGUGAAUCAGAACACGAUUAACGAUGCAUUUGAUAAAUGCAGUAAUGUUGACUCGAAUGGCGACUCGGAAUUCGGGUCUGGAACCGGAAGCCGGUGAAAUUCCAUUUGGAUCGUUAUUAUGGUUUACCUACGCCGGGAUCUCUUGCGUUCUUGUUCUAUUUGCUGGAAUCAUGUCCGGUUUGACGCUUGGUCUCAUGUCCCUUGGUCUCGUCGACCUCGAAAUUCUUCAACGGAGUGGCACCGCUGAGGAGAAGAAACAAGCAGCGGCUAUACUUCCCGUGGUUCAGAAACAGCACCAGCUUCUUGUUACGUUGCUUUUAUGCAAUGCCAUUGCGAUGGAGGCACUUCCGAUAUACUUGGAUAAACUUUUUAAUCAGUAUCUUGCUAUAAUUCUUUCUGUGACAUUUGUAUUGUCAUUUGGAGAGGUUAUACCACAAGCAAUAUGCACCCGGUAUGGACUUGCUGUAGGUGCCAAUUUUGUGUGUCUUGUACGAAUUUUGAUGGUGAUUUGCUAUCCAAUUGCUUAUCCCAUUGGGAAGAUUCUUGACUGUUUACUGGGACACAAUGAGGCGUUGUUUAGGCGUGCACAAUUAAAGGCUCUUGUCUCCAUCCACAGUCUGGAGGCUGGAAAGGGUGGCGAACUCACCCAUGACGAAACAACAAUCAUUAGUGGUGCUCUAGAUUUAACUGAAAAGACAGCUGAAGAGGCUAUGACACCCAUUGAAUCAACUUUUUCUUUGGAUGUAAAUUCAAAAUUGGACUGGGAAGCAAUGGGAAAAAUCCUUGCUCGUGGUCAUAGUCGAGUUCCUGUCUAUUCUGGGAAUCCAAAGAAUGUUAUCGGGCUUCUACUGGUGAAAAGUCUCUUAACAGUACGACCUGAAACGGAGACCCAAGUCAGUGCGGUUUCCAUUCGGAGGAUUCCCAGGGUCCCCUCGGACAUGCCUCUUUAUGACAUAUUGAACGAAUUUCAGAAAGGGAGUAGUCACAUGGCUGCUGUGGUGAAAGUAAAAGGAAAAAACAAGGCUCUUCCUCCUACAUUGGAUGGAGAAGAAUCUGAGGAAAACAAAGGCGUGGAAUCCCAAUUGACAACUCCUUUGCUACGUAAGCAGGACGAGAAUUCAGAUAAUGUAGUCCUUGAUAUCGAUAGAGCUUCCAAGACUUCUGGCAUAAGUAGCCAACCUUCUUACCGACGCAAUGAUGCUUCUUCUAUAAAUGGGUUGAACCAUUCUUCAGAGGACAUAGAAGAUGGUGAAGUUAUUGGUAUCAUCACCCUUGAAGAUGUAUUUGAAGAACUUUUGCAGGAGGAGAUUGUUGAUGAAACGGAUGAGUAUGUUGAUGUGCACAAAAGAAUUCGUGUUGCUGCAGCUGCGGCUGCUUCUUCUAUGGCAAGAGCUCCAUCAAUUAGGAGAUUAGCUGUUCAGAAGGGAGUUCAAACUAAGCAAGCAAGCUCAAACACCAAAGAAAUCCACUGAGGAUGAAUCAAAUUCUGCAAAACUUCCAGGAGGAACUUCUUAUAACAAGUCUUGAAGGUUUAGGGUUCAGAGCCCAAGCUUCAACCGCUCAAACACUUUCUUCCAUGAUGAACAAGCUCAGGUGAACUACAAAACCCAAAACCUAAGCGUACCUUGUAUGUAAAUUUUGAUUUUUUUUUUUUUUUUUUU
This is a messenger RNA of Cucurbita pepo subsp. pepo (vegetable marrow), 1808 nucleotides long. RefSeq names its product DUF21 domain-containing protein At4g14240. NCBI's taxonomy places the organism in Eukaryota, Viridiplantae, Streptophyta, Magnoliopsida, Cucurbitales, Cucurbitaceae. Gene Ontology annotation, cellular component: cytoplasm. The record is from RefSeq and is a predicted model, not a curated record. Gene Ontology annotation, biological process: magnesium ion homeostasis; intracellular manganese ion homeostasis.